Messenger RNA from Pogona vitticeps (central bearded dragon), 2645 nucleotides. RefSeq names its product zinc finger C2HC-type containing 1C (gene ZC2HC1C). The record is from RefSeq and is a predicted model, not a curated record. NCBI's taxonomy places the organism in Eukaryota, Metazoa, Chordata, Lepidosauria, Squamata, Agamidae.
CAGGCUCUUCACAGUUGCAGAACUUCUUUAUCACAAGGCAUAGUUAAAUGCUUUUUUUUUAAUUUACGGAGUUUGAAGCAGCCUCAGAGGCUUUAUUGGACCGGCUGAAUGGCUGAGUUGCAGCUGUCUGUGUGUUCAGUUAUGGAUCCAGCAGCAUGUAAUCCAAGUCUUCCAGCAACAAACCAGGAGAGGUGUCAUCCAGAAGUUCUUAAAGAACAUACCCAGUUGGAGCACCUAAAGAAUAAUAUUGAGCAACAGCUCCUAUGCAACAAUGAUAAGCUGGCAGAUCUUCAUCUCCAAAAGAGGCAACGCUCUUUUUGUUCUCAUCCUGCAGAAAAUACUCACCUGAUUUUGGAAAAGGCAGGCUUCUACUCUGCUGGCCCCUUCAACUGGUAUUUCAAGGGACAGGCUAGUACUUUGCCAGCUCACUGGCGAACUAGGCGGAGAGAAGGUGUGGACAGGGCGUACCCACUUAAGCCAGUCUUUCACCAUAAAGGUAGGAAUGUUCCUCUUCCCAUUUCUUGGCAAGCUGGGAACUUGGCAGCUAAGGAAAAUCCUUCCGAAGGUACUAGCUCAGAGAAAAAAGAAAAGUCACACAUACUCAAGUCUCAGCAUGCUGGAGUGCCGCCACUUUUUCCCGUUGGCCAGUCUAAGAUAUCAGCUCCUCAUUCACGGGCAGAGUCGGGCUACAUUCAAAAACUGGAGGCUGCUGGACGGAGCUUAGAGGAGGAGAUCCAGCGGAAGGAGGCUCUCCUCAAGGAAAAAUUGAGAAGAACAGAAGAAGAGCUCCGGAGAAUACAGUGGGAAAGGCAGCAGACAGAAACAAAAGCAAGAAGAGAACAAGGAGCAUUACGGAUGUCUGAGAGGAAAGCAGCUGAUAUUGCUCAGGGCCGUGUUUCAAGACCUGCAGCUCAGCUGCACACUUGUGAAAAGAUACAUGUUUCAGAGAGCCCCGCAGCUUCAUUGGGGGCUGCCAUGCCUCCCCAGCUGCUCCCUAUGGAAAGACUCAAAAAACAAAGAUUGGUGGCUAGCAAUAGUAAAAUUCGAGAAAAUAUUUUAGCUACUUCUAGCCCAGAACUGGCUCCACUGCAUGACCAGUCUCUUCCAGCAGCAACCCCUUUAGGACAGCUUAGCUGUGUGGCAACAGACUCAUUAAUUACAGAGGAUCCUAGCAAUGUAGAAGAAUGGGGAGAGUGCAAUAUUUGUGAACGAAAGCUUUACCGGUCCAGAUUGGAGAAGCACAUAAGUAUCUGCAGCAAGAACCAUGGCUCCAAAAGAGAAGUGUUUGAUUCAAGCAAAGCUAGAGCCAAAGGCACUGAAUUAGAGACAUACCAUCUCCUGAAGGGCUCAGAUAUCUCCCAGAAAAAAUUCUCCAGCCAAAGCUCUGAGGCUUCCAAGCAAAUCAAUAUAUCUAAGCAAAGCAACUGGCGACAGAAGCAUGACUCUUUCAUCAAGACAUUGCGCAGGGCUCGGGAGGUUCAGCAAGUAAUCUCAAAAGGGGGGAAGGCCUCAGAUCUUCCCCCAGCACCUGCCAUGGAGAACCCAGACUACAAGCUGUGCCCUUAUUGCACCCGUCAGUUUGCACCCAAGGUAGCAGAGAGACACAUUCCAAAAUGCAAGAACAUAAAGAACAGGCCCCCACCACCGCAACAAAAGAAACGUUGUUAGUGGUGGGCCAAAGUGGUACCAUUUCCCAGUCUGACAAUCCAGAGUGACAGAAAGUAUUCGCAGAACUAUUGCUUCAUGUAAGAGACAAUAAUGUGAAAAUGUAAAAGUGAGAAGCCCAUAAACUGUGAACAGAUUAAUUAAAGCCCUUGUAUUACAUGUGAGGUUAGUGCCUAAGGCAGUACUUAGGCUACAACAGUGCCCUUUAUCUUUAGCGAACAAUGGGAUUUCAAUCUGCUUCUUCGGAUGUGGCACUUGUGUGUUGCAGAGGUGUUACUGAAAAGUGUCAGAAGGCAAGAUAGAACACACUACCACCAGCAGCUUUAAAGGCAACUCUGCCCGCCACAGCAAAAGAGUACCUUCAUUCCAUAGAAUGCAAUGUAUCAGUUGAGAAGGGGUGAUGCCUAUUUGGAUAUAAUGAGGUAAAUUCAACAUUGCCAGAAUUUUCUCCUCUAGCCUUCCAUGCUGGUUUUUCCAGACCUCCAAAGCUGACAGUGGACACACUGUGGGGUCCAGUGGGAUAGAGGGAAUCGCUCCUCACCUGGUUCUGUUGGAUUCUGCUCUUCCACUGUUCAUUCCUUUCUAUUGUGUGCUACCCAUUGCCUCCCAUUUGGAUGAAUCUUUUCAUAACUAGUUUCUUGGCUCGUCUGCAGAUACUGUAAGUUCUGUUCGUUGAAGCAGAUUGCAAAACAGUUGUAGAAGAACAUGGAAACUAUUAUAGUGGAAUGGGUUACCUUAGUGUGGUUAGAAGUGGCACAGCUACCUUAUUUAUAUGCAAUACAUAAACUUGGGGCGGAAUGAACUGAGCAAGUCUUUCAGAGGUAGAACUAUGGAUUAGUUAUAUUUAAACUGUUAAUGACCAAGAGAUCUGGGUGCUAACUAGCCACAAGUAGUCAGCAAACAAUGGAAUUUUUAUAUACUGUAUAUAUAGCACUGAGAAUUGGCCUAGAAACGACAGGCUAUAAACUGUUUUACCUCCU